AUGCCGCAGAUGGUCUGCGAAAGGAAUUUACGUGACAGUGUGAGCCGAACCCGUCCGCAGUCUGGCGUGCCACAGUCGACGCCCGUCACGGCCGGUCAGUGCAGAGGCGAGGCAGUUCUUCUCCCCCGACACAUCGAGAAACUGCAGUCUCAGUACCCCGGCAUCACAAUAUGUGCAGCUGAGUCGAAACAUUCUCCUCCUCCAACACCCGCAGUUAUGGUGACGGUCGCCUCGCCGGACGGCUCCCCCGAGUCGGCACGCGUGUGUCCCGUCUGUGGUGUUUCCUUCGACAGCGACUCUACCUUGCGGCAGCACGUCGUCAUCUCCCACUCUGGCAGCACAUACUUAGAGUGCGAGCUCUGCGGGGUGGUGCUUCCCGGCCUCACGACAUACCGAGCCCACCUCAUGGAGCACGGUGCUGGAGCCGAUGCCGGCAAACGGCACUCUUGCGACGAGUGCCCCAAGAGGUUCACUAACAGAGCACACCUGGCCCGCCACAAAAUGUUGCACUCUGGGGAGCGGCCAUACGUCUGUCACGUCUGCAGCAAGGGCUUCAUUCGCAAGGACCACAUGCUCAAGCACGCCAAGGUGCACAACUGUCGUUGUGUCUUCUGCUUCCCCGGUGCCGUGUACGAUUCCGCGUGA
Messenger RNA from Schistocerca nitens (vagrant locust), 645 nucleotides. RefSeq names its product zinc finger protein 728-like. The transcript has a single exon. Gene Ontology annotation, cellular component: nucleus. Gene Ontology annotation, molecular function: DNA-binding transcription factor activity, RNA polymerase II-specific; RNA polymerase II cis-regulatory region sequence-specific DNA binding. Lineage: Eukaryota; Metazoa; Arthropoda; Insecta; Orthoptera; Acrididae. The record is from RefSeq and is a predicted model, not a curated record. Bases 1 to 645 code for a protein of 214 amino acids. Gene Ontology annotation, biological process: regulation of transcription by RNA polymerase II.